AGUGAUGCGCCGCGACUCGGACGCGCAGCGCUGAGCUCCAACACACACACACGCGCGCACACACACACGCACAGACCAGCGGACGGAUAGUCUUCCUCCUCUCCGCGGCGGCGCUUUUGGAUGCGUCCGGACCGAAGCGCAGGUUUGGUCCCAGCGUGAGAGCCAGGAGCCGCCUCCACAGCAUGAGGAUUCGCCCGAGACUCUGACCAGCCACCGCCGGACACCACGCUGCGACUGACAUGGAGCGAAGGAAGGUCUGCCUGCUGAUGGCGCUGUGGGCCAUGCUUCAGCUCAGCUCACCUGGGUCUGGGCUCCGAGCCCCGAGGAGGACUACAGGGGGGCACAGGGCGGGUCUGACGGGGCAGGACGCCAACGGAGUGCCGCUGAGAAGAUCCAAGCGAGGUUGGAUGUGGAACCAGUUCUUUCUACUGGAGGAGUACACCGGGACGGACAUGCAGUACGUGGGGAAGCUCCACUCGGACUCGGACCGAGGCGACGGCAGCACGCGCUACGUCCUGACGGGGGAAGGCGCCGGGACUCUGUUCAAGAUCGACGAGAAGUCGGGCGACAUCCACGCCACCAAGAGGCUGGACCGCGAGGAGAAGGCCUUCUACGUGCUGCACGCCAAGGCCGUCAACCGCUUCACCAACGAGGCGCUGGAGGGCGAGUCCGAGUUCAUCAUCAAGAUCCAUGACAUCAACGACAACGAGCCGCGCUUCACCAGAGACCCCUACAUGGCCCGGGUGCCCGAGAUGGCCGACAUCGGCACGUCGGUGAUCCAGGUGACGGCGACGGACGCCGACGACGCCACCUACGGGAACAGCGCCCGGGUGGUCUACAGCAUCCUGGAGGGGCAGCCCUACUUCUCCGUGGACCCGGAAACAGGCCUGAUCAAGACGGCGCUGCCCGGGAUGGACCGGGAGGUGAAGGAGAACUACCAGGUGGUGAUCCAGGCCAAGGACAUGGCGGGCCAGAUGGGCGGGCUCUCCGGAACCACCACCGUCAGCAUCACGCUCUCCGACGUCAACGACAACCCGCCUCGCUUCACCAAGACUGUGUACGACUUCCCCGUGCCCGAGUCCCUGGAGCUGGGCUCGGUGAUCGGGGUGAUCCGGGCCAUGGACGCGGACAUCGGGGAGAACGCAGAGAUGGACUACAGGAUCAUCGGCAGCGACGGCCCGGGCACCUUCGAGAUCACGGCCAAUCGCUCGUCGCAGGACGGCGUCAUCCGGCUGCGGAAGCCGCUGGACUUUGAGAAGAAGCGUCAGUACAGCCUCCGGGUCCAGGUGGAGAACGUCCACAUCAACCAGCGCUUCCUCAACAUGGGCCCGUUCAGGGACGAGGCCACCGUCAGGAUCAGCGUGGAGGACGUGGACGAGCCGCCCGUCUUCGAGCGGCCGGGCUACGUGAUGGAGGUGAAGGAGGACGCCGCCAGGAACACCAUCCUGGGCUCGGUCAGCGCCUCCGACCCCGACAUCAAGCACAGUCCGGUCAAGUACUCCAUCGACCGACGCACCGACAUGGACCGAGUGUUCAACAUCCACGCCGGGAACGGCUCGCUCUUCCUCCUCCGGGAGCUGGACCGGGAAGAGAAGGCCUGGCACAACAUCUCCGUCCUCGCCACUGAGUUUAACAACCCUCGCCAGAUCAGCCGCGUGCCGGUCUACAUCAGAGUCCUGGACGUCAAUGACAACGCUCCCACGUUCGCCGCCAAUUACGAGACCUUUGUGUGCGAGAACGCCAAAGCUAAUCAGAGGAUCCAGACCAUCAGCGCCACAGAUCCAGACGAACCAGUCGGAGGUCACCGAUUCUUCUUCGCUCUGGCGCAGGAGGCCGCUGGGAAGGCAAACUUCUCCGUGCGGGACAACAAAGACAACACGGCGUGGAUCCUGACCCGCAGGAACAGCUACAACAGCCUGCAGAAGAGCGUCUACCACGUGCCGGUGGUCAUCUCGGACGGAGAGUACCCCAUGCAGAGCAGCACCAACACGCUGACCGUCCGUGUCUGCACCUGCGACCGCGAGGGGAACAUGAAGCUGUGCAACGCCGAAGCCCUGGCGGCGCGGGCCGGCCUCAGCACCGGCGCCCUGGUGGCCAUCUUGCUCUGCGUCCUCAUCCUGCUCAUGAUCGUGGUUCUGUUUGCCGCCCUCAGAAGGCAGCGCAAGAAGGAGCCUCUGAUCAUCUCCAAGGAGGACGUGCGGGACAACGUGGUCAGCUACAACGACGAGGGCGGCGGCGAGGAGGACACGCAGGCGUUCGACAUCGGCACACUGCGCAACCCCGAGGCCAUCGAGGAGAGCAAGCAGAGGCGGGACAUCGUACCCGAGACCUUCUACCCUCCGGUGCGCAGGCCCGUGCUGCCACCGCCGUGUCGGGACAAUAACGGGGACGUGCGGGACUUCAUCACCCAGAGGCUCCAGGAGAACGACAGCGACCCCACCGCACCACCUUACGACUCCCUGGCCACCUACGCCUACGAGGGCAACGGCUCGGUGGCCGAGUCGCUCAGCUCGCUGGAGUCGGCGACCACAGAGGGGGACCAGGACUACAACUACCUGAGCGAAUGGGGGCCGCGAUUCAAGAAACUGGCGGACAUGUACGGAGGCGAGGACAGCGACAGGGAUUCUUAACAAGCUGGUCGGACUCCAGCGCCACCAGCUGUCCCUCCGGAGAGCAGAAUUAGGCUUCGUGUGUCCCGUCAGUGGUAGUUGCGUUUCUUUUACGAGGGCACGGUGAACAGACUUGUCUUCGUGCGUGUGUAUCCGGGCGUCCCCAUCGUGUAUCUACAGAUUUUCUUUUCCAAAGCUGCCUGUGACGGACUCGCUCCUGUGGAACCAACAGAUUUUCAGUGUCUCGGGCACAAACAUGCUGCAUAUUGUGAUCUUAGCUGGUGUACUCUGAACACUGUACAGUCUCUUGUCAAGGCCGUCCAAGCGCGCGCUCGCCCGCCCGCCUGCGGACUGCAUCUCUCGUGACGAUGUGACGGAGGAGGAAAAUGUCAGGGGUGGCCAUGUGACUCCCUCACCAUCCGGCUGAAUGUCACCGCCGUCUUCUCACACUCUCCCUUCCUCCCCGGCCACGUUGACACAAGCUCAGUGCUCAGUUUCGGAACCAGGUGGGCCUGGACGCGGAGUCCUCCAUCCCGGGACGCAGCUGGGGCUUCAGCAGGCGCAAACAAGGUGAUUUUCACCUCGUGGUUUCAGUGCCAGACCCGAGUCAGGGCGGUCAGUCAAGCCUCCGCUGUCUGACCAAGUCUCACAUAUGAGACGUCUCUUGACACUCACGUGGUCGGUCUGGGGUGCGCAGGACAGCAACAGCUAACAUUUAGCUACAAUAUGGAAGUGGUUUGCCCGAAUCCUCUCAGCAGAGGUGAGGUCUCCUCACCACAGCGAACGUUCUCCGGCUCCACAUGAUAAGGGGAUGCUAUACUUCUCCUUCCUUGAGAAAAGUCCUCCAUCAGGAUGGCGAGAAGAAUCGGCUCCAGUGGUCGCUGAAGACGAGAAGAAGCCAGGCUAGUCCAUCCUUGGACAUGUGUGUUCUGUGGCAGGUCCCAACAGGUCACCACCCUUUGAGGAGCCACACUGCUUCCUGUUUGCCACAACAAACACUAUCCUUGAAGACAUUCCCCUUGGGUUACCAUAGCAACCAUUCCGUCAUGAACAGACUUGGCUGUUCGUACACCAUUGCUAGCCACUGCGCUUGGCAGAGUCUCCUGUCGAGCUCAGCUCCUGAGGCUAGUUCAAAUCAUGGCGUGCAAACCAGUGUCAGUGUUCGGCAGCGACCAGACAGCACCGUGAGAAACCGCCGUGUCUGCUUUAGGACACUGAGCGGAAGUUGCCUUACAUGAAACCGGACGUUCCUCCAUGGAUUCUUGCGUUGGCAAACAAUCGGAGGGGUUGUGUCCUUGAGGAGCUUUGUGGAAUGUAAAAAUGUAAAAUAGCACUCGCUCACAGAAAGGUGCCAAACAUGGCCCAUUAACGUGGCGCCGGAAUUCAGAGUCAAUGGGACCGACAGCCGCUUGGGCUCUUAUCUGCAGCCACCUUUGACCCCGGUGGAUAAGGGAGUGGGCUUCGUCCACGACCAAGGUCCAAACAGUCUGCAGGGGAAAACAUGGUGGAACAGCAGUUUGAAUCUUCGUCCCUCCUCACGCAGUAACCGACUCCAUCAAGAUGGCGGUCCUACACGUGACCGAGUCACAGCACGGCUUGUUAUUGGACCCUAGUAGUGGCCUGACUGCGGUCUGACAACCCCAUGGAUAAUCACAUGCUGAAAACAUUAAACAGGAAGUGCUCCGGGGAUCAUAUGUUCCAACUUCCUGGUUCUGUGGUGGGACCCGGCUGCAAGGCGCCACUCUGGGUCAAGCUUCAUGCCCGAGCUCCUGGCAAAAUAUAGUCGAGCCACAAGAUGACGAAAAAGAUGACGAAGAUGAUGAAUUCAAAAACAGUCCAAAAGCAGCAAGAACUAGAAAAGCACUCAGAAAGCGCAAACCUCCACCAGGCAGAUUCGACCGCUUACCUCCUUCCCCAUUACAGCCAGACCAACCCACCCAAAACAUAACAUUGACGUAGGCAUAAGCGGUUUAGGACCAAACCAAAAUGACAGCAACAACUCCAAGGUUCACCUGGUAAAAAAGGCAAAUGUUGGUGCUCCAGGAGCUGCUGGAGGUUCUGGCUCUGCCACUCAAAGUUCACAAAUCGUGCGCCGAGGCGGAAUCUUGGCCUCAUGACAGACGUGUCUCUGUCUCAUCUCUGUCUCCGGGUGAACGAGGACUCCUCGAAGCCAGCUGAAUGUCAGACGGUUGAGACCAGCCCCGUCGCUCACGUGCAGCGCAGCGGCACAGUUAGCGUGAACGAGGAUCCUGCUGCUACUGGGACCACUGAGGAGUUCCACGUUGUCACGCUCCAGUUCUCGACUGUCCAGGUUCAAAGAUGGCUAGCGUGGACCUACAACACCAGCCCAGUUGCCCCCACCCAGCCCGCCCCUUGUUUCCCUCACCGCCGGCGACUCUCCGGGUGUGAUAGAAUUGUGGUUGUCGAUGUGUAGACACAGUCGCUCACCUCUAUGAUGAUGUCGGUGCAAACGUGUGUGAGCACUUUUUCUUGGUGUCGGGGGUCGUCGGAGCGGGCCAGACUUCACCGGCCGUCAUCGAUCUGCUUUGUAAAACGUGAUAUUUUGUACUGAAUAUUUAUAUGACACAAUUAAACAUUUGGAAAACGGACUCAGGUGCCACGUCGCUGUUGCUCCUGCAGGUGGAAGCCUGGAGCGCCUUUGACCCUUCAGCAGAUCGUUUACGUGCGGCCAGUGACCUUUGGAGUCAACAUUAGCUGUAACUCAAACGCCGACAGCAACAUGGUCAGUGUUUACUGCUGAUGAGAAACAGGGGACACUGACAAAAGCACCAGAAAGAGAGGUAAAAGUUGAUAGAAAUAAAUGCAACGGUUGUCAACCUCCAUAAUAAAAGCAUCAUUUCAACGACAGUGAAUCAUGUAAAAAUGAUGAUUAACCCUGGUCAUGACUGUGCACCUCCAUCUGGCACAUUCAAGCGCCACCACACGCCGAAAC
This is a messenger RNA of Synchiropus splendidus (mandarinfish), 5562 nucleotides long. Its product is annotated as cadherin-6-like. Gene Ontology annotation, biological process: cell-cell junction assembly; calcium-dependent cell-cell adhesion; multicellular organism development. Bases 240 to 2630 code for a protein of 796 amino acids. The record is from RefSeq and is a predicted model, not a curated record. Gene Ontology annotation, molecular function: cadherin binding; calcium ion binding. Lineage: Eukaryota; Metazoa; Chordata; Actinopteri; Syngnathiformes; Callionymidae. The transcript has 12 exons. Gene Ontology annotation, cellular component: adherens junction; plasma membrane; catenin complex.